Molecule: messenger RNA, 2720 nt
Organism: Anneissia japonica
Lineage: Eukaryota; Metazoa; Echinodermata; Crinoidea; Comatulida; Comatulidae
Product: E3 ubiquitin-protein ligase Su(dx)-like
Exons: 21
Coding region: 196-2706 (836 amino acids)
Biological process (GO): ubiquitin-dependent protein catabolic process
Molecular function (GO): ubiquitin protein ligase activity; protein binding
Source: RefSeq, a predicted model, not a curated record
CCUGUAACAGGACUUCUACCAUCGAGCAGCUACCUUCAAGCGGAUAGAAAACGGAUAGAUAAUAAUUAUUCCAAUAACUGCAAUUGUUGGUUCAUCAUUUUAAAUACUCAAAAAGUCAGACGUCAAUGGGAUUUGUCUUUUGCUGUAGAAGGGAAUUAUAUGCCCGGUUGGGCAAGUAAAUGAAGUUAAAGUGAAAUGGCCAGUGACUCCCAGUCUCAACAAGAACACGCUAAGCUGUAUCAGCUUUGUCUAAGAGUUCAUUCAGCUAAACUAAAAGAGGCUACUAGCAGUUUAUUUGCAAGCAAGCCAGACACAUAUGUCUCAUUGACAGUUGAUGCAAAGAACACUCGUAAAACAGAAAUUAUCAAGAAAUCAUGGAACCCAGCAUGGAAGGAGGACUUCACAAUCCUUGUUGAACCCAAGUCUAAACUCAACUUCAAGGUUUACUUCCAUCAUUUGGUUAAAAGUGACAGCUUGUGCUACAGCGCCACCUUGGAUAUUCUUCCUCUGCUUCUUCAACACAACGGGAAAAUUAUUGAUUUCGAAUAUAAACUGCAGUUGAAGUCAGAAGGGAAGUCAGGUAGAGGAUCAGAACUACUGUUAAAAUUGCUACGAAUAGCAGUCGAGGAGAGAGACUUAGCACCAUUUAGACAAACUCUUCAAAAUGGCAAUGGUGACAUCAGUCGAGGAAGUCCAAGACCCUCUACUCACCCGCUAAUUACAGGCACAACAGCAACCACAAAUGAGGCCCGGGGUCAAACAAAUGAUUCUCCAUCUGCAAGAAGGAAUAGGGCUGCACCUAACAACAACUCCCUGCCCCCAGUGAAUCGUGCCCCAGCACCCCCUACUAGACUGCUCCCUCCUCCUCCACCAUCAUCAAGUGGGACAACUACUACAACUACACCAUCUGUAUCACAAACUAAUGGCGGCACACCUACGCCCCCACCGAAUUCAAACACCGCAGGCAGUGAAGGCCUACCACCCGGGUGGGAGAGGCGCACAGACCAACAAGGAAGAGCUUAUUAUGUAGAUCACAAUUCUCAUUCUACGACAUGGACAAGACCGCAGCCACUGCCUUCCGGAUGGGAAAGACGACACGAUCCACAAGGACGUGUCUAUUACGUUGACCAUAACACACGUACUACCACAUGGCAACGACCAACCAAUGAAUCGGUAAGGACGUUCCAGCAGUGGCAGAUGCAGCAUCAACAACUCCAAAACCCAGCUGUACAGCAGUUGCAUUCGCGGUUGUACUUGCCGGGUGUUGUAGAUUCUAGUGACCCCCUAGGACCUUUACCUCAAGGAUGGGAAAAGCGUAUAGAUCAGCAUGGUAGGAUAUAUUUUGUGAAUCACCUUACAAGAACCACACAGUGGGAAGAUCCAAGAACUCAAGGAUCACAAGAACAACACACUGAGGAGCCACUGCCAGAGGGAUGGGAGAUACGCUACACAAAGGAAGGUAUAUUGUACUUUGUAGAUCACAAUACAAGGGCCACAACAUUCCAAGAUCCAAGGCCAGGAGCCACUAAAGGGCCAAAGGGAGCCUAUGGUGUACCAGCUGCAUAUGAGAGGAGUUUUCGGUGGAAAUUAGGCCAAUUCCGAUACCUUUGUCAAAGCAAUUCAUUACCGAGUCAUGUCAAGAUUAGCGUUUCUAGGAGUACAUUGUUUGAAGAUUCCUUUCACCAGAUAAUGAGACUACAGGCAUAUGAUCUACGUAGGAGACUUUACAUUAUCUUCCGAGGAGAGGAAGGUUUAGAUUACGGUGGAGUAGCAAGGGAAUGGUUUUUCACGCUUUCUCAUGAGGUGUUGAAUCCAAUGUAUUGUCUUUUUGAGUAUGCCAGUAAGAAUAACUACAGCUUGCAAAUAAAUGCUGCGUCAUCCGUCAAUCCAGAUCACCUGCAUUACUUCAAGUUUGUCGGACGCUUUAUUGCCAUGGCUCUGUAUCAUGGUAAGUUUAUCUACAGUGGCUUCACCAUGCCUUUCUACAAGCGUAUGCUAAGUAAAACACUGACUCUUAAGGACUUGGAAACUAUCGACCCUGAGUUCUACAACUCCUUAGUUUGGAUUAAGGAAAAUGAUGUUGAAGAAUGCGGCCUUGACAUGUACUUCACUGCAGACUUUGAAAUACUUGGGAAGUUGGAGUCUCAUGAUUUGAAAGAGGAUGGCGCAAAUAUUGCUGUCACUGAAGAAAACAAAGAUGAAUAUAUACAUCUGAUGACUCAAUGGCGAUUUAGCCGUGGGAUUGAUGAGCAGAUGAAGUCAUUUCUUGAAGGGUUCAAUGAAGUUGUCCCUCUGCAGUGGCUACAGUACUUUGACGAAAGAGAAUUAGAGUUAAUGCUGUGUGGAAUGCAAGAAUUUGACAUUGAAGACUGGCAAAGGAAUACUAUAUAUCGGCACUAUACACGAGAUAGUAAACAAGUGCAAUGGUUUUGGCGUGCUGUUAAGGAAAUGGAUAACGAGAAGAGAUCUCGCUUACUACAGUUUGUCACAGGAACUUGUCGUCUACCAGUCGGGGGAUUUAGUGAACUUAUGGGAAGUAACGGUCCACAGAAAUUUUGUAUUGAGAAGGUUGGUAAAGAAACGUGGUUGCCAAGGAGUCAUACUUGUUUUAAUAGAAUUGACUUACCUCCUUAUAAGAACUAUGAGCAGUUAUGGGAAAAACUAAGCUUUGCCAUUGAAGAAACUGAAGGCUUUGGCCAGGAGUAGGAUUCAACAGGCAA